This is a messenger RNA of Gymnogyps californianus (California condor), 1158 nucleotides long. RefSeq names its product WW domain binding protein 2 (gene WBP2). Lineage: Eukaryota; Metazoa; Chordata; Aves; Accipitriformes; Cathartidae. The transcript has 8 exons. Gene Ontology annotation, molecular function: chromatin DNA binding; transcription coactivator activity. Gene Ontology annotation, cellular component: nucleus. Gene Ontology annotation, biological process: positive regulation of DNA-templated transcription. The record is from RefSeq and is a predicted model, not a curated record. The coding region runs from base 13 to 780 and encodes 255 amino acids.
GCGGCGGCGGCCAUGGCCCUGAACAGGAACCACUCGGAGGGCGGCGGCGUCAUCGUUAACAACAGCGAGAAUGUUUUGAUGACCUAUGAUCACAUAGAAAUUACCUUCAGUGAUAUCGAACCUAUGCCAGACGCCUUCAAAGGGACCAAGAAAGGGAGUGUUUUCUUGACUCCCUACCGAGUUAUCUUCGUCUCGAAGGGAAAGGAUGCUAUGCAGUCUUUCAUGAUGCCCUUUUAUUUGUUGAAAGAUUGCGAGAUUAAGCAGCCUGUCUUUGGAGCAAAUUAUAUCAAGGGUACAGUGAAAGCAGAGGCAGGAGGUGGCUGGGAAGGAUCCGCCACGUUCAAGAUGAGCUUUUCAGCUGGGGGCGCAAUCGAGUUCGGGCAGCGUAUGCUGCAGGUGGCUUCGCAAGUCUCCAGAGGUGAAAUACCCAACGGAGCUUACGGCUAUUCCUACAUGCCAAAUGGAUCCUAUGCUUUCACACCAGCUGCAGCUAACGGGGGCUAUCCGUACCCACCACCUCCUCCUGAGUUUUAUCCUGGUCCUCCUGUGGUGGAUGGAGACAUGGGUUACAUGCAGCUUCCACCCCCGCCGUACCCAGGGCCCAUGGAACCCCCUGUCAGCGGUCCAGACCUGCCCGCCACUCCCGCAGCUGAAGCGAAGGCUGCUGAAGCUGCUGCCAGUGCUUACUACAGCCCAGUCAACCCACAUAACGUCUAUAUGCCCACGGACCAGCCACCCCCUCCUCCGUACUUCCCACCAGAGGACAAGAAAAACCAAUAAGCUAACACAGAACUUCUCCACAACUCAUUGCUUUCUUACUUCCCAUUUUGGCAGAAUCUUGGGGCAUGGUCCAUAGCACUGAGGAGUAGAGCCUUCCCCCAAGGCGCAUAGCUUUCAUGGACUCUAGUGGUAGAUAUGUGCAGAGCAAGGGGAGAGAUUUCAGCAGCCUGGCUUACCUCGUAGAGCUCUGAGGGUUUGCUGCCCUACCGCAGUAUUCCCUUCUCCCUGCGCGCGGCAUCGCUACAACUGGAGGUUCUCUUCAUCUGUGAUUUUCCCUUACGUCUGUUUCUUUUGAUACUUAAAUUAUACCUCUUUAGAGUAAGCAACUGCUCCAAACAGGUAAUUAAUGUGCUCAUAACAUGGAAACAAGGCUCUUGG